AUGGCCUACCAACAGAUAACUCAAGACGAUGUUGACCACUUCAUGAAACAUGGCUGGAUCAAGCUGUCCAACUGCUUCACGCAGCAACAGGUCGACGACCUCGCUGGAAAUCUCUGGACGCGUCUUGGAAUGGACCCCAACGACAAGUCGACAUGGCAUUCCGAGCGGUUGAACCUUCCCAUGCACAAUGAAUUCGAUGCCAGCAAGUUUGCACCUAAAGCGUGGACAGCGAUUUGCGACUUGCUUGGUGGUGAAGACAAGAUUGCCGAUUACAAUCGCACCUGGAAUGACGGAUUCAUCGUAAACUUCGGCACGCCCGAAGGCGCUGGCAAGGACAUCGGCGGUCGUGAUCUCAAAGGCUGGCACGUUGAUGGCGACUUCUUCGUCCACUACCUCGACUCCCCCGAACAAGGCCUCCUCGUCAUACCCCUCUUCACCGACAUCCAGCCCCAAGCCGGCGGGACCAUGAUCUGCCCACCCGCUAUCCCCAAAAUCGCAAACCACCUGUACCAACACCCCGAAGGCGUGAGCCCGAUGAUGGACCCGCGGGCCGAGGUGCCCAACUUCGAUCGUCCCGUCAACCUCGACUUCUUCAACAACAUGGCGAAAUCCAUGCCCGAGGAUGCGUUCGUGGAAGCCACGGGCAAAGUAGGAGAUGUCUACUUACUCCACCCGCUGAUGCUGCACUCGCAUUCGAACAACAAGCUCCGAAAUCUACGGGUCAUCACUAACCCGCCUGUGAGUCUCAAGGAGCCGUUCUUCCAGGAUCCGAGCAACUACAGCGUUGUCGAGAAGAAGACGCUAGCGGAGCUGGGCAAGGAGGAUCUGGGUGACUGGAAGAUCACGGAGAACAGGGAUAGGCUUGUACCUGCGCGUCUCAAGCGGCAGCAGAAGAUGAAGGAGGAAGAGCUGAAGCGGUUGGAGGAGUUGAAGGCAAAGGGACAGGUGGCGAUGGAUGCGCAGCCGGGGCAGCAGGAAACUAAGGUUGCUUGA
This is a messenger RNA of Saxophila tyrrhenica, 993 nucleotides long. RefSeq lists its product as uncharacterized. The coding region runs from base 1 to 993 and encodes 330 amino acids. The record is from RefSeq and is a predicted model, not a curated record. The transcript has 2 exons. NCBI's taxonomy places the organism in Eukaryota, Fungi, Ascomycota, Dothideomycetes, Mycosphaerellales, Extremaceae.